GGACGUGCUCAGAGGACGCGGACGCUGACGAGGCGGCCUCGCCACUGCUCCACCGGGAUCCUGGACCAGACCAGCCGCCUCUCUGCGAGCGCGCCACUCUCCUGUCGCAGCUGACCCUCCGCGGCCGCCGAAGCCACCCCGCGGGGACAUUCAUUCUCGCGGGCGAAGGAGCUUAGGGGCUGCGUUGUAGGGGUUUUGUCCCCUUCUGCCUCUUUUUUUCCCUCCCCCUCCCCCCUUUUCUUCUUUUCUGUGUUGUUUUGCCUAUGUUCGGGAAACCAGACAAAAUGGACGUCCGGUGCCACUCGGACACGGAGGCCGCCAGGGUCUCGAAGACCACGCACAAGGAGAGCCGGGAGAUCAAGGGCGCCGAGGGGAGCCUUCCGGCCGCCUUCCUCAAGGAGCCGCAGGGCGCCUUUUCGGCGUCUGGCGCUUCGGAAGAUUGUAACAAAAGUAAAUCCAAUUCCUCCGCAGACCCGGAUUACUGUCGCCGGAUCCUAGUCCGAGAUGCCAAGGGGUCUAUCCGAGAAAUCAUCCUGCCCAAGGGCUUGGACCUGGACCGGCCCAAGAGGACACGCACGUCCUUCACGGCGGAGCAGCUCUACCGGCUGGAGAUGGAGUUCCAGCGUUGCCAAUAUGUGGUGGGCCGGGAGAGAACCGAGCUGGCUCGGCAGCUCAAUCUUUCCGAGACCCAGGUGAAGGUCUGGUUCCAGAAUCGGCGAACCAAGCAGAAGAAGGACCAGGGCAAGGACUCCGAGCUGCGCUCCGUGGUGUCAGAGACCGCCGCCACGUGCAGUGUGCUGCGGCUGUUGGAGCAGGGCCGCCUGCUGUCGCCGCCUGGCUUGCCUGCUCUGCUGCCGCCCUGUGCCACCAGCGCUCUCGGCUCAGCUUUGCGGGGGCCCAGCCUCCCAGCUCUGAGUGCUGGCGCUGCCGCGGGCUCGGCUGCCGCGGCCGCCGCUACUGCCCCGGGCCCCGCAGGCGCUGCGUCUCAGCACCCGCCAGCCGUGGGCGGCGCUCCCGGCCCAGGGCCUGCAGGGCCGGGGGGACUGCAUGCGGGGGCACCCGCUGCCAGCCACGGUCUCUUCAGCCUGCCGGUGCCGUCGCUUCUAGGCUCUGUUGCCAGCCGCCUGUCUUCUGCCCCGUUGACGAUGGCUGGUUCGCUAGCUGGGAAUUUGCAAGAACUUUCUGCCCGGUACCUGAGCUCCUCGGCCUUCGAACCUUACUCCCGGACCAACAAUAAAGAAGGGGCCGAGAAAAAAGCGCUGGACUGA
Chionomys nivalis (European snow vole) is the source of this 1268-nucleotide messenger RNA. It is a transcript of the gene Vax1, whose product is annotated as ventral anterior homeobox 1. The transcript has 3 exons. The record is from RefSeq and is a predicted model, not a curated record. Gene Ontology annotation, biological process: brain development; central nervous system development; neuron differentiation. Lineage: Eukaryota; Metazoa; Chordata; Mammalia; Rodentia; Cricetidae. The coding region runs from base 264 to 1268 and encodes 334 amino acids. Gene Ontology annotation, molecular function: DNA-binding transcription factor activity, RNA polymerase II-specific; DNA binding.